Molecule: messenger RNA, 960 nt
Organism: Rotaria socialis
Lineage: Eukaryota; Metazoa; Rotifera; Eurotatoria; Philodinida; Philodinidae
Source: the annotation of a GenBank genome assembly
AUGUUGUUUGCUGUAUUCUUCUUGUAUGUCUGUUCAUUGAGUACAGCGGAUAAUUUUUUCCCAUCAAGUAUUAAUCGUUGUCUACCAAUUCCAUCGAAUUUUUCUUUAUGUUAUGGCCUUGGUUAUACACAAAUGCAUUUACCGAAUUUGCUUCACUAUGAAACUAUAAAUGAAAUUGAACAUGAAUUACCUUUAUGGCAAUCACUUCUCGAUUUAGAGUGUCAUGCAAAUUCUCGAUUAUUGCUCUGUUCGAUAUUAGCACCGGUAUGUCUUCAGCAAAUAUCAGAAAGACGAACACUUGUUUCAUUUGAUAAUAAUCAAGAUUCGAGACUUUUAAUGACACAUGAAAAUCGAAAAUUUCUAUAUCCUUGUCGUACACUUUGUGAAUCAGUCAAACAAAGUUGUGAACCAAAAAUGAUAAAACAAUUUGGAUAUAAAUGGCCAAAUACAAUUGCCUGUGAUCAAUAUCCAGAAGAAACAGAUCUAUGUGUGUCUCAUUCUUCAUCAUCAACAACUAGUACAUUACCAUCAACCACUAGUACAUUACCAUCAACCACUAGUACAUUCAAAUCUCCAAUGAUUUCAAAGGCCCAUUUAUGUUUCAUGUGUCAAUCACAAGCCACUGUAAGUGAUUUACUUAAUGACUAUUGCCGUUCAUCGAUUGUGGUUCGUACUCGUCCAAUUAAAAUGUCAUCAAUAUCAGAAAAUAAUUUCAUAUUUGCAAAUAAGUAUAAAGUUCGAUAUUUUAAACGAUUAGAUAACAAUGAAAUGAAAUUUGAUUUUCCAAUUAAAAAUUGCUCAUGUAUCAAAUUAAAUUCACCAAUUGUUUUAUUUCUUUCAUCAAAUGGCGAAAUUAUUCGAUUUAUAUCCGUUAAACGAAAUCCGCGCGUGUUUAAAAGAUUUCGAAAUACAAUAGUUUUACGAAAACCUCGAUGCCACGUCGAUUAUAAAUUUCAUUGA